Messenger RNA from Penicillium subrubescens, 1230 nucleotides. RefSeq lists its product as uncharacterized. The record is from RefSeq and is a predicted model, not a curated record. The coding region runs from base 1 to 1230 and encodes 409 amino acids. The transcript has 2 exons. NCBI's taxonomy places the organism in Eukaryota, Fungi, Ascomycota, Eurotiomycetes, Eurotiales, Aspergillaceae.
AUGCAAUCCACCAUCCAGACUGCAGACAACGAACAAACCCUCCACAUCAACCAAGCAUCCUGUGAACAGGACACCAGGCCCAUUGAGAAAUCAUCACAAGCGUGCUCCUCAAACGGGACACUAAAAGUGAAUAAUUCCCUCCUCACAACCGUCAAUGACUCUUCUCCCUCCACCACCCUGUCCGAGAACGUCUUGUGUCAAUCAAAACCUUGCUGGACGAAAGCAUACUUUGAAAUGCCCCUUCCGGUAGAGUUGAGCCUUGGGAAGGCUACUCUGCCUUCCUCGUACAAAAUUCGAGCUCCAUCUAUGGAUCUCGCUGCAGCCGAAAAGACGCCGCACACGAUUCAUCAACUUUUGCUCGUACUGAACUACCUCUUCAUUUCUGCCAUGCUACCCGGAGAUGAAGGGGCAUUGUGGCGCAUCAUUUACCGCCAUGGAACCGACUGGGAGAAGGGGUUUGUUGUGCAAUACAAUGGACUGAGGAGGUGGUGGAUCGAUGCACGCCAGGUUUUGACCCAAUCUGACGACCUACAUAGCAUGUCCCUAGAAGAUUUGGAGCUUCAAAUCAGGUACAUCCUGUUUAUUCUAGGACAACAUGCAUCGUCUCAUUCAAGCUUCUUUCACACAUGCUAUCAGCGAGAAUAUCCUCCGUAUCGACCGUUUGGGACCAAAGCAAGCGUCGCGUUGCUUUGCUACGCCUUCAUGGGAAUUCAGGCCAAAGAGAUGAAAGGGUACGAGUCCAAGGAGAUCUGGCUGCGAGAGGAGGAAUUUCUUUCAACGAUGGUUUUCCAGCUCAAAGCAUCACCGCUGUUUGACGCCGAGGUCUCAAUACAUCACCUCCAAUCGAUGAUACUGAGUCUUCAAAGAGCCUUCCAGCUGGAGGAAAUCAGAGUCGCCUCGACAAAGCCCCAGAAGGUCGACCUGAGAGAGGAUUCACAAAUGCUGGAGUAUUACCGACGAGCAUUUUUGUCUUUGAACCCGAUGUUAUUACCAAAGAUCUCGAUUGUAGUGCCUGGGGUGGAGCCAACGAUGGGCGUGAGCACACACCGUCUGGCUACUCUGCUCGCAGGAAUCUUUCACGAGGCGUCUCGAAUGGAAGAUUUGGAAGCCGCUUUCAAAAGGGUUCCCGAAAUCCUGCGAUCAAAAUCUGAUAGGAUCAUUGUUACGGAAAUGUUUCAUGUAAAGGCAUUGGGACAGACAUGUGAGCUUGGCGAUCCUUGUGAGUCAUAG